GAUGACAUUCUACAACGACAUUUAUCCAUAUUACCCUCAACAAAGAACGCCCUUCAUCUUCGACCUCAGCCAGCUCAUAGUGAUUCUGGUGUUCUUAGUCCUUGCUUGCAGUUUCCUUGUUAUAUUACCUGGGAUCCGAGGGAAAGGGAGGCAGUUUUGGAUGUUAAGAAUUACCCUCAGUCUUUUCAUUGGAGUGGUCACUGUUGCUGUCAAUUUUACAAGUGACUGGGCGACUGGCUAUAUCAAAACAAACACAACUUACAAAUCAUUCAGCAAUGCCAUGGUUAGUGCUGAGAUCGGACUACAUGUGGGGUUUGAUGGGAUCAAUAUAACACUUAAAGGCAAUCCAGUGAGGCAGCUAAAUGAAACUAUAAACUACAAUGAAAUGUUCCAGUGGACGGAUGACUAUAAGGAGGACUAUGUUAAAGCUCUAGAGAGAGGUCUUCCCAACCCAAUCCUGUACAUUGCAGAGAAGUUCACUCAAGACAGCCCCUGUGGUCUGUUAUUCCAAUACAAGUACUCAGGACAUUAUGCAUCGGCUACCAUGUGGACUGCAUUCUGCUGCUGGCUCAUCUCCAACGUUCUCUUCUCCAUGCCAGUUAUUCUGUACGGGGGAUACAUGAUCGCGACCACGGGAGCAUUCAUCAUCUUUUCAUUGAUUUCCUUUGCCACGAUCCAUAAUGCACAGUUUUGCGCUAUCAGUUUGGGCACCGUGUCACUGGAGACUGCCUUUGGUGGAUCUUUCUGGCUGUCACUAGUAACAGGGAUACUGUGCAUUCUCAUUGGAGGAGCUGUGAUUCUGAUGGACGUCUUCAUUCCGCAGAAGUUAAAGAUUUUAUUUACAGCAAAUGAAGGGGACGAGGAGGAUGACAUCACUGAAUGCUACCUUAAUAAAAGCUUUCUUGAAAAGGAUAACGUGUUGCCAUUGGGAGAUGUGAGAUUGUCUGUACCGCUUUAACUAUGGUAGAUUUCACUCAAAGCAACCAGCUGGACUUAAAGAAGACCCAAACUGAUUAGGUUUAAUAAUUACACAAGAUGACUUUAGUAAUGUGUCUUGUUUUGCUAAACUGCUGGGAACAAUGUUCUACGAAGCGCCCCAUUUCAGUCUCAUCAGAAGAAAAGGAAAGUCAUUCGGUCUGCGGGGCUGAAGGAAUAGACUCCUGCAUUAUUGUGAACUGCCUCGGCAUUCAAUAACAGGAGGCCCACGCCAACGUUACAAUCGGGACUCUGUGGCCAGCAGGAGGCAUUUUGCUGUACUGCUACUGUAUAUGUAUUUAAAAGAUUAUAAAAAUAAAUUAUUAAGAACAAUAGGGCUGUAUUUAAAAUACAGGUGUAGACACAAAGUGAGCAUGAAGAACAUGCAAAGGCAAUGCAAACUGCUUCAGAAUGUCAAUGCACACAUAGCGGUGGCCAGGGGUUGCUCUUUUAUGACAGCACAAUGAACUUUCAAAAUAGACACCCCAUUGCCAUAGAGAUUAAGAAUGUGUAUGUAUCAGCUUCCCAAAGAAUACCGUUACAGUAGCAAAAUACAUGUUGGGUUAUGAUAUAUAUGAACUGCUUUGCCAUGCAGGGAAAUUACUAAGAAACUUUGCAAAGUAAACAUUUGAUUUUGUUUUAUAAAUAAUGUAGUGUUUUGUGAGGCAUCUGGAAUAAAAAAAAUUCUGCCAAAUUGUUUUGUUUCUUUGGUUGCUGCAUGUUAAUUACAAAUAAGACAUUGUUGUAUUACAUUUCUAAACCAGUAUGUGCAUAUAUCUUCAUUGGUAUGUUUCUAAAUUAUAUUAGGUUUACUGCAAAUGACAUAAAAUACAUAGCUUUAUAAAGCAGUAUUCAAAUUUCUAUAC
Messenger RNA from Polyodon spathula (Mississippi paddlefish), 1841 nucleotides. Its product is annotated as dual oxidase maturation factor 1-like. The record is from RefSeq and is a predicted model, not a curated record. The transcript is spliced from 7 exons. Gene Ontology annotation, cellular component: endoplasmic reticulum membrane. The coding region runs from base 2 to 958 and encodes 318 amino acids. Gene Ontology annotation, biological process: protein transport. Lineage: Eukaryota; Metazoa; Chordata; Actinopteri; Acipenseriformes; Polyodontidae.